UCUUCACUCCACACUCGCUCCUGGAGAGAGAGACAACGAGUCAGAGAGAGAGAGAGAGAGACACAGACAGAGUUAGAGACAUAAAGACAGAGAAACAGAUAGAAAGGAGAGACUCGUCGCUAGAUCGAGAUAAAGAGCGGGAUACAGAGAGAUUGUGUGGGAUAGAUAGAGACACAGUGAGAGAUACCUUCCCACGGAGAGACGGAAAGGGUUACCAGACCGGCCGAUUCCAUCAUGUCUUACUAUGAGCACAUCUACAUCGAGGACUUCAACUACACGGGGUCCGGGUCCGGGGACAUGGGCAUGGACCUGGAGGAGCCCUGCAACGUGGAGAAGGUGGUGUCCCCAGACCUCCAGCAGGUGUUCCUGCCCGUCGUCUACACCCUCAUCUUCCUGCUGGGCAUCACCGGGAACAGCCUGGUGGUGGUGGUGCUGGGCUGCCAGCGCAGGGCCAAAUGCAGUCUGACGGACUGCUACCGUCUGCACCUCUCGGCGGCGGACCUCCUCUUCGUCCUCUCGCUGCCCUUCUGGGCGGUGGACGCGGCGCUGGCCGACUGGCGGCUGGGCCCGGUGGCGUGCGUGGGCGUGCACGUGAUCUACACGGUCAACCUGUACGGCAGCGUUCUCAUCCUGGCCUUCAUCAGCCUGGACCGCUACCUGGCCGUGGUCAGGCCCACCGACACCAACACCGGGGGCCUGCGCCAGCUGCUCGCCAGCCGAUUGGUUUACGCCGGUGCCUGGCUGCCCGCGGCGCUGCUGGCCGUGCCCGACCUGGUGUUCGCCCGGACCCGGGAGGGCGGCGAGGGGGUGACCCUGUGCCAGCGCUUCUACCCCGAGGAGAGCGGCCCGCUGUGGGUGGCCGUGUUCCACCUGCAGCUGGUGCUGGUGGGGCUGCUGAUCCCCGGCGUGGUGCUGCUCAUCUGCUACUGCGUCAUCGUGAGCCGUCUGACCCGCGGCCCGCUGGGCGGCCAGCGGCAGAAGCGGCGGGCGGUGCGCACCACCGUGGCCCUGGUGCUCUGCUUCUUCGUGUGCUGGCUGCCGUACGGCGCCGGCAUCGCGCUGGACGCCCUGGUGCGGCUGGAGGUGCUGCCGCGGAGCUGCGGCCUGGAUGCGGCCAUGGGCGUGUGGCUGGCGGUGGCGGAGCCGCUGGCGUUCGCCCACUGCUGCCUCAACCCGCUGUUGUACGCCUUCCUGGGGGCGGGCUUCAAGACGUCGGCGCGCCGCGCCCUGACGCUGAGCCGGGCCUCCAGCCUGAAGAUCCUCCCCCGCAGGCGGGCCGGGCCCUCCACCACCACCGAGUCCGAGUCCUCCAGCCUGCACUCCAGCUAGCCCGGCUAGUCCAGCUAGCCGUGCUAGUCCAGCUAGCCCCCACACCCAGUACUGGGUGUGUAUGUGUGUGGGGGUUUGUGUGUGUGUGAGUCUGUAUGUGCGUGCGUGGGUGUGUUUGUGUGUAUGAGUGCACUGCACGUACACACACAAACAAACGUGUGUGACUGAAUGGAUCCACGUAUAUGCAUUCCGAUUUUUGCUUGAGGAAACGGGACUUCUGUGUAUGUGUGUGCAUGGACGGACGGGUAGGCUGGUCCAUCACCUGUCCUCGUGCAUCUUCCAUCUGUGCGUUGUCAUGUAAAUAUUGUUGUGCUUUCAUAAUAAAACUGUGAUGUUUUGUAA
Gadus morhua (Atlantic cod) is the source of this 1671-nucleotide messenger RNA. Its product is annotated as C-X-C chemokine receptor type 4. The record is from RefSeq and is a predicted model, not a curated record. Gene Ontology annotation, biological process: neurogenesis; calcium-mediated signaling; cell chemotaxis. Gene Ontology annotation, cellular component: external side of plasma membrane; membrane. The transcript has 4 exons. Gene Ontology annotation, molecular function: C-C chemokine binding; C-C chemokine receptor activity. Bases 235 to 1329 code for a protein of 364 amino acids. Lineage: Eukaryota; Metazoa; Chordata; Actinopteri; Gadiformes; Gadidae.